Messenger RNA from Syzygium oleosum, 701 nucleotides. RefSeq lists its product as uncharacterized. The record is from RefSeq and is a predicted model, not a curated record. Lineage: Eukaryota; Viridiplantae; Streptophyta; Magnoliopsida; Myrtales; Myrtaceae. The coding region runs from base 390 to 701 and encodes 103 amino acids. The transcript is spliced from 4 exons.
AGAGAGGGCCUGCGGAGGACUAGUCAACCAGUGUUGAGAGAGCUUUUUUUUCCUGUAAGCCUUCGCUACCCAGUCCGCUACCCUAUUUCUAUUUCUAUUACAAUAUUGGAGUUUAAUAUUAGAGAAAGAAAGAAGCAGCUCACGUGCUUCACAGAUGAGGGCCAUCUAUUCCUACGGCAGUUUCUGUGAAGCUUCCACGCUGUUGACUAAGGAAAAGCAGUCUGACUCCAGAGUCAAUUUAUCACCUGCCCGAGACAAGAGGAAAUUAAGGGUUUCUGUCAAAGCUAAACACUCAGCUUGCUCGGCGGAGGAGACGAGGACAUCCUUCACGAAUCCAUCUGUCAAGAUUCCAGACGAGUUACGGCACACGCAGGCGAUCGAUCCUUCGAAUGAACCAGAUUUCCCAGAGAAUGAUCGAGACUAGCUCGAAACCAGAGCAGGUGCUUCCCAGACUUCCCUUGUCCAUUUGCAGAGAAGAAACAGAUGUUCUGGCGUCUCUGCAUGUGUUCCGUAGUAUGGGUAGUUCGGAUCAGAGCAGGGCAAGCCUCUGGUUUGCAUCAUCAUCCGACUCCAUUGGAGUGUACACAACCCGCCACAGCUAUGAAGCCCCGAACUGGACGAGACUAGGAUCUCUCGCCUUCACCAAGGGGUUCUACAGCGAGUGUUCUAAUGGUUGGAUUUGCGAGUUCGGAUCUUUAUGA